AUGUCUUUUAAUUGCCAAAUUUCCAUGGUCCAAUCAUCAAAUUUUCAAGUGUCAUUUAUGCCUUCUGACACUCGAAUAUUUAUAGUACCGUCAUCGAACAAUCAAGAUCUAAUUAUGAUGGACCCGAAUAAUCAAAAUCUAAUAAUGAUGCCGUCUAAUAUCGUUUCAACCUCCACCAUCGAUCAAUUAACCCUUUUAUUUUUCCUACAUAAUUCCGCAUAUUACGUGGGAUAUAUUGACAGACAUAUUGAAUUCGAAAUUCCAUCCGUCGACGAUGCCCUUACGAUAGGAAAGGGCAAAAAAAUACCGCCAACGUGUUUUAUUUUAUUUCGGAAAAGUAUGCAGAGCUGCGUUACAUCCUUGGGAUUGAGAAUUCCACGUGAUAAACUGUCUAAACAUAUCCAAAAGAUAUGGAAUGAUCAAAAGAAAAAAAAUCCUAAAUUAGUGGAGCGUUUCAAAGUUAUUGCAACUUCAGCCGCAAAAAGAUUUUAUGCGUCUAAUUUUAGACUUAAAAUCCACAGUCCAGUAAGAAGCAUCGGCGCUUCUGGGCAAUCCGUAAACUCUGAACAUUCCGAAGACCCGGCACUAGCUUGUCUUCUUAAAGAUCUUUUUCCUGCUAUUUAA
This is a messenger RNA of Racocetra fulgida, 624 nucleotides long. The record is from the annotation of a GenBank genome assembly. Lineage: Eukaryota; Fungi; Glomeromycota; Glomeromycetes; Diversisporales; Gigasporaceae.